CUGCUCAGAGUGAAGAGAGCGGCACCGGAGCAGCAACCGGCAGCUUCUCGGUACUUUCUCUAACCGACCUUAAGUUUUAAAGUACCGGAUGCACAGCCCGCAGCGGACCCCGAGGUUAACGUCCUAAAGACUCUACCAACCGCCGGUACCGACGUCAUGGCCCGGACCGGCUCCGGUACCCUCCUCUCCCGCCCGAACAUCAAACUGGACUCGUUCCUGAAGCGGAACACGGAGCGGACGGUGUACGAGCGGAUCCGAGCCUACGAGCCGUGCGUGGUGAUAUCAGAGACCGUUAAUAAGGUCUACAUGCACGUGGUGCUGAGCGACGAGCGCGUGUACCUGACGGAGUACCCGCCGCGCACGCUCACUACAGCCUGCUGCUUCAGGCGCGUGCGCGACAUCGAGCUGGAUGGAACCCGAUACCACACACCACAGGAUCACACACCACGGCGCAACUGUAGUCACAACCCGCCCGUCACGCCGUACCUGCCUGACUGCCCUGGCGAUGCGUUCCACCGAUUCCUUUCUGCCAGUCCACGCGGUGACCAGGCGGUGGAGGUGGGGGAGCUGGCUGCCCCACAGCGGCAGAGGCCUGGACGAGAGCAAAAGAGAGGGCGCGAUCCCACUCGAGAUGUAUUCAUCACAACCAAUUUGAGUUCUUCCAUCUACCACUCGUCUUCAACCACCAUGUUCAACUCAGAGAAACCUGCUGUCCACGCUUUAUUGCAGGGUAACGCUGCGUUUCCACCGGACGCCCUGUCGAAUGCGGCGUCAUACCGUCCCUUUUCUGUCGUCUCCGGCGUCAGCGCUCUGUUGUUUGAGAGGAAGGAGACUGUCGGUAAUUGCGGCUCCCGGUACAACUCUGACCAAUCGCAAGCAGCCCAGCGCGCGAACUUCACACGGCGAGCCAGCUGCCCGCACAAUGAACAAAUGGUGGUGAAGCACCACACAACUCCUCAUCGCACUCCAUCCAACUGCUCUUCAUCAACCUGCUUCUCUGUUAUUCUCUGGAUUCCCAACGUGACUCUCCCAGCCAUUGGUAUCCGGACAGGAGCGUCUGUUCUCCUGGCGCAUGUCCUGGAUCCUGACGCGCAGCGCACUGCUUCCUGGAACCUGUAUAACAGGUCCACGCUGCUGUUGGAUCCGCUCUACAGAGGAAAGUACAGAGCUUCGUCUGACUCUCCUCCUGUAAAUCAGCUUCCUGCCAUCAGCUGGGAGCGGACAGCUCACCUGUACGGUCAGCUGAGCUCUGAGCUCCUGCAGGAGGAGAUCAGUGUGGAGAGUCUGUACCUGCUGCUGCAGGAGCUGAGGACGGCGGCUCACCGUAACGUCGCACUGCGCAGACUCUUCUGGAAGUCCAGUGAGGUGUGUGUCUUCCUGCUUCAGACUCUGGAGGAAUCUCUCCACGGCUGUCAGAGCCUCAGUGGCGUUCACACAGCAGAUCAACUCCUGUGUACGCGAAACCGAGUCGCAGUUCGCAGAAAGGCCUGCAUGUACGCCUCUCAGGAGAGACCAGACUCGCAUGAGCAGUUUCUGAGUGAAGAGCUGGCGGAGAACAGAUGUUCCUCUGCUGACAACUUCCUGUCUGUUGGAUGGAUCCUCCGAGUCCUGCAGCCUCAUCCUCACCUGACGUCCUUCAUCGAUUACCAGGCUCAGCAGGUGGUGCUGGUUUUGUCGGACCUGCAGGAGUCGAUUCUGAGUCCGGCUCAGUCUGUUCUGCUCUUCCAGCGCUGUCGCCUCCUGCUGGCCUGCCUGCAGUACAACAACCAGCUGGCACAGCACCUCCGGUCCCACUUGAGAGAGGAGUUCAGGUACUUUGUGAAGCUGUCGUGUGCCGAGGAGAAGCUGCCUCGGCACUACCCGAUCAGCCAGCCCACUCUCCGGCUGAUAGAGCGGAUCCUGACUCUGCACACUAACACACUGUGACAGCGUGUGCCUUUACUACAGUGAGUGGCUUUGUGCUUUAAACUGCCACUGAUGAAUCAUCCCGGCAGAACUAACAGCUUCCUACGUUGUAUAUUCUGAUUGUUAAAAACUGUACUUUUAACUCUGUAGAAGAACUAAAGCUAUAUACAUAUAUAUAUGAGUGCUGACAGGUUAUUCUAAUACAUGUAAAUAAAACCGGUUCUCAGAAACAUUUUGUUGAAU
Morone saxatilis (striped sea-bass) is the source of this 2148-nucleotide messenger RNA. RefSeq names its product chromosome unknown C12orf56 homolog (gene cunh12orf56). The record is from RefSeq and is a predicted model, not a curated record. NCBI's taxonomy places the organism in Eukaryota, Metazoa, Chordata, Actinopteri, Moronidae. The transcript is spliced from 13 exons. Bases 157 to 1926 code for a protein of 589 amino acids.